AUAAUAAAGGUUAAACACACUAUAUUAUGCACAAUAGAUCAUCGACAAUUUUCAUUACGGCUGAGGAUUUUUGCAUAGCGUGUUAAUUAUUUACUAAUACUAAAUAAGAAUCAUAAUGGCCCGAUUAGUAACAUUUCUUUCGUUACUUGCUUUAGCUUUUGCCCACCCACAUCAGAAGCAAAGUGUGGGGUUUAUUAGAAAUUAUCCAGUACCUCUUUCUCAAGGAAACGAUGGCAAAGUCGUAGGAGGAAUUGACGCAGAUCCUGGCGAAUUUCCGUAUCAAGUUUCCAUCCAGGUCAAACCAAUCUUUGGGGACAGAUACCACAAUUGUGGAGGCAUAUUGAUAAACCCGACCCAUGUAAUAACUGCAGCUCACUGUGUCGAAGGUCAAAUUCUGAACCAAGUUUCUAUAAUCGCUGGCGCUCAUAACAUGAAAAUUGGCGAAAUCAAUCAACAACUUCGUAUCCCUAAGCGUCUGAUUUGGCACGAUAAUUUCGACAAUGAAAUUUUGUAUCAUGACGUUGCCGUCAUCACUGUGACCGAACCGUUCGAGUUAAACGAGUGGGUACAAACACUACCAAUUUCCGAAGAGGGAUUUAACCACGCUGGAGAAUGUGUGAAUACAGGAUGGGGAAAUACCAAUCCUGCCGAUUACCCAAUUACUAUUCCUGACGCCCUGCAAAAGAUUACACUGGAAAUAUUUCCAAGGUCUAAUUGCACUGCUGCCUUCAAUGGUCUUAACCCUGUUGAUGACACAAUGGUUUGUGCGAGAGGGUUGGACGAUGACAGUUCUAAAGGAGCAUGCAACGGCGACUCCGGGGGCCCAUUAGCCUGUUUGGACGGAAACAAUCAAACAUAUCUCGCAGGGAUAGUGUCAUGGGGCAUGAAUCCAUGUGGACAGUAUCGCUACCCCUCAGUGUUUGCAGAUGUAGCAAACAAAGAGAAUCGUGAUUUCUUGGUGCUGGAAUUAGCAAGACCGUGAAAGGAUUAUUUAUUAUUACAAUAUUUAUGAAUAAAAUUUAUUAUAGUGCGUUAGA
Molecule: messenger RNA, 1037 nt
Organism: Folsomia candida
Lineage: Eukaryota; Metazoa; Arthropoda; Collembola; Entomobryomorpha; Isotomidae
Product: trypsin-1
Exons: 4
Coding region: 116-982 (288 amino acids)
Biological process (GO): proteolysis
Molecular function (GO): serine-type endopeptidase activity
Source: RefSeq, a predicted model, not a curated record